UUUGCUUCUUCUUCUUCUUCUUCUUCCCUCUUCAGGUUCUUCAACUUCGCAAUCCUGUCUCUGGUUAGGGUUUAGGACAAAUCAGAGAAGAUGUUUGAUCUAGAGAAACCAAUGACAUUGGAGCAUGAAAUCCUCAAGGAGAAUUAUGAUACUCUGUCGAAAGAUUAUGAAAGUCUUCAAGAAAGGAUUCAGCAUGCUGAGGAAGCUUAUGAGGCUAUUAAGUUGCAUAAUGAGAACAAAGCUAAGGAGCUUGAAGUGAGUAACAAACGUUUGCUUGAGGAUUGUGUGAGAGAGAGAAGCGAGAAGGCGAAGGUUAUGAAGACUUUUGAGGAGAUGAAGAAGACAAUGGAGAGUGAGAAGAAUGCUAUGGUUGAUGAGUUGAUGUUGAAGAAUCAGGAGCUUUUGUUGGUGAAAAAGAAGGAGGAAGAAGAGUUGGUGAAAAUGGAGAGUAAGUAUGUUGAAUUAGCUGAGAAGUUUGAUGUUGUUGAAAAGGAAUGUGCUUACUUGAAGUCGCUCUAUGAUGCGGAAGUGGUAGCUUCGGGUACUGCAAGUGCUGUACUCUCAGGGAAUGGAGAGACUGAUAAGCUCAUUGGUCAAGGAGAGAACGAGGUGAAUCAUAACGCAAACAACGCUGUGACAGAUGCGAUAAUGAUAAGUGAUGAUAGCGAUGCUGAACCUGAUAGGCAUCCUCCAAUUGAGAGUAACAUAAGCUCUCAUCGGUCUGUUGAUAGAAACCAAGAAGAAGAAGGCAGGAACAGAGCAAACUCAGCAAAUGAGAACCGAGCUUCGGGAGAAACCAUUACCCCGGUAUCUGUUAAACAUCCACCGCCUUUUUCUACUUCACCAUCGUCAUCAUCAUCAUCAUCAUCUUCAGAUGGCUAUGAAGUUGUGGUUAAGCUGCCUCGUAAUUGGCCUGACUGGGCAAUCCCGAAAGGUCCGGGGAGCGGUUCCAACAAGCCUUAGAACAUUUCAGAUGAAGAGAACACAUAGCCAGAAGAAGUAUAAUUUGAAGCUGCACUCUUAAGUUAAGCUAGUUAUGGAAAUCUUCUUACAUAUGUGUAUAUCUCUUAUUGCUUUCCGUUUUAUCAGGAUUUUUUAUAAUCUCUUUUGAGAAACUAGAACAAACUAUUUUAUCUACU
Messenger RNA from Arabidopsis arenosa, 1139 nucleotides. NCBI's taxonomy places the organism in Eukaryota, Viridiplantae, Streptophyta, Magnoliopsida, Brassicales, Brassicaceae. The record is from the annotation of a GenBank genome assembly.